GUAGGCUAUGCCUAGACCUAGUAGCUAAGUAGUAUAGACCUAGCUAUGCAUAGUUCCGUUCCCCUGUUACGCCUAGACCUACUGUCUAACCUACCUAGCCACUAUUCAAACAUAUUGUUGAGUGAUGAUACUCCAGCCGGAGUUUAUCAAUUGCAUUACACUAUCAAAAUCAAGACUAAGGCCUAGGCCUUUCGUACUUCAUCUUUCUCAAGCCUAGCUUUCCCUUUGUUGAGGAAGUUGGCUAGGCCUAUGAUGAUUAUAUUGCUUUCUUAGGCGAGACUUUCAAUACCUUAUUUCACAAAAUUAUUUUUUUAAAGAUUGCCAGAGGAAAGUGGAAAUAAUUAUUAAAAAAAUAAAAUUGUAUUUACUUACUUAGCAUAUAGACUUGCCAAAAACUUACAGAUGGAAGAGAAAAUAAAAAUAUUUAUUGGUGAAUGCAAACAGUUUAUUUUGGGAUGGAAGUGCUUUAAAUUUAUAUAAUUAGAAAGAAUCUUAUCUUAUUUUUGGAGAUUUCAAUGCAAAUUUUAUUGUUAUUCAAAAUCGUCAUUGGUGGGCGGCAGCGGGUUCGUUAAACAAGGUAUAAAAAAAAGUCUUGCCUUAGCUAGAACAGGUACUGAAGUAGGCCCUCUAUGUCUUGCUUGGCUAGGUGACAUAGGUAGCCUAACUGUGGCCUGCUAUUGAAAUUCAUCAAAUUUGCAUGGAAAAAAAAUUGUUACAAAAAUAGAAAAGAGAACCAGGAAAGAUGCCAAAAAAGAAGCCUGUUGACCAGAAUUGUGUCCGUAGGCAAUCGUCACGGAAGAUACGUGCUCCACAAAAGUUUGAAGCCACACCCAUAAAAAAAGAACAGGGUUACAAUUACUGGAAUUUGACACAAAAACAAAGUUUACUGAAGGUUUUGACACAAUUUUCUGAACAACAGGUGCAGCCAAAAACUUUAACUCAAACACAUUAUAAUACUUUACGUAAAAGUAUCAAGACAAAGUCAGUUGACAGUAUUAAAGAUUAUAUUAAAUACUUAGCCCAGUCUAUACCAAGUACCGAGGAAAAAGAUGCAGAUGAUGGUGCUCCUAUACAGGAAUGGGUUGAAUUAGCCGAGGACCUGGCCGAAGCAACAAGCCUAGAUUGUUCUUCUGACAUCUCAAAGAUGCUUUCUACUGCCUCAAAAGAUGACCAUGGAGUGUUCUUUACCAACCCAGAUUUCAAGAGCCUUUACCAAUUCCUGGAUGCCUUAUUCCAUGGCAAAAAUCUACCAGAUCUCACAAGCAUUGAUUCCUUAGUGAUCCUUGAUUGCAUGGACAAGCUUGCUUGUUUUUUGGAUGAUGUGGAUACAACUGAACAGAAAGACUAUAUUAUCAAUCAAUGUGAGAAAAUAAGAACAUUUCUUUAUAGUGAGAAAGAUUUCAAUGUUACAACUGAAAUGUGUGAGGAUAUCACAGAUGAGGAUGAUAAUAGUGAAGAAGUUAGUCAUCUGGAACAAAACAACCAAUCACAACGAUCAUUACAGCAUGACCAGCCAGUUGCAAGCUGUUCUAGAAGUGACACGAAUUCUGUGAAAAAUGCUAAAAAUAGAAUAACUUUGAGUAUGUCAAGUUUAAAUCCUUUUGGAGUACCAACUGAUAAAGUGAACUUUCAAAAAGAUGAUGUCACAGAUGUUUGAUAUGGUCAUGGAUAGGCCCUACUUGCACAUCUAUUUGUCUAUUAGAUUUAUAAAAGGUUAUAUAUGAUAUAUGUUGUACAGUACAUUGUUUUGGAUAAUAAAAUAUAGAGUAUAAAUGAUAACUCUA
This is a messenger RNA of Anneissia japonica, 1784 nucleotides long. RefSeq lists its product as uncharacterized. Lineage: Eukaryota; Metazoa; Echinodermata; Crinoidea; Comatulida; Comatulidae. The record is from RefSeq and is a predicted model, not a curated record. The transcript has 7 exons. Gene Ontology annotation, molecular function: RNA polymerase II general transcription initiation factor activity. The coding region runs from base 743 to 1657 and encodes 304 amino acids. Gene Ontology annotation, biological process: snRNA transcription. Gene Ontology annotation, cellular component: nuclear body.